UUGGCUAGAAGAGACCGCCGAUACCGUGCCACGAAGGAGCACGAUGCCCACGCGUUCCCGAAGGAACUUAUGGAAACUCCCGAGAAAGAGUGUAUCCAAACGCAGGCGUCGGCAGCGGUCAAGCCAGACCAACAACCCGCCGGAGCUAAGGACCUGGCGGAAGCUAUCAUACGGGCGAUUCAAUCCGUACCGAAGGGAGGGACUCCAGUGCCAGCUUACCUGACCGAGUUACCUUUCUUCACCGGGCCAUCGAUGAAUAGCUUGCCUUCAGGACAGUUUCCUAUGGUCACGAUGCCUUUCAAAAGAGCAUUAUGGUCAGAAGAUGAUCUCAUCCCAGCUGUUAGAGCAGUACAAAGAGGAAGUCUGAACUGGUUUAAGGCGUUCUUGAAAAGAAACCCUGAAAUAUUAGUGAGAAAAGCUCAAUUUAUGAACCCGUAUCGAGCCCAAAAACUUAAUAGAUUUAUAGUCGAUAAUCAUUUCGCAAAACUGAGGACUAUCUAUGAGAACCUUGACUUACAUGGUCAUCCCGAAAGAAUUUAUAAUAUGGAUGAGAAGGGAUGCCGUCUAACAAUUCACCACCAGCAAAGCGUUUUGGCCAAAAAAGGUGCAAAAAGUGUUACAAUUGCAGGAUGUGUGAAUGCACUCGGUACUAUCAUACCGCCAAUGGUCAUAUUUAAGGGCAAACGGUUAAAGCCAGAACUAUACGAUAACUUGCCACCAGGAUCAUUGGUAGAAAAAUCAUCAAAGGGAGGAAACUGCGGAGACACCGUCUACGGAACCACUAAAAAUGUUCCAAGCAAACCGGACCAAGAAACUCUUAUGAAGAAAAUUGGUCUACUGCAACAGAGAAUAAAUGUUCUUACUGAAGCAAGGGACAUUAGUAUAGCCAAAGAUGAUGUUCACGAUGAAAUAAAAAAGCUACGCAAAGAGUUGAAAGAAGAAGAGAAAUGUUUAAAGAAAAAAAGAGACUGCUAA
This is a messenger RNA of Danaus chrysippus (African queen), 975 nucleotides long. Lineage: Eukaryota; Metazoa; Arthropoda; Insecta; Lepidoptera; Nymphalidae. The record is from the annotation of a GenBank genome assembly.